AUGCGUCUCUCCAACUUAAUCGCUUCUGCAUCUCUAUUAUCUGCUACUGCUCUUGCUGCUCCUGCUAACCACGAACACAAGGACAAGCGUGCUGUGGUCACUACCACUGUUCAGAAACAAACCACUAUCAUUGUCAACAAUGCAGCUCCUACCCAAGUUGCUGCUUUGGAAGAAAAUGCUGUUGUUAACUCUGCACCAGUUGCCGCUGCCGCUGUUGAUACUACAACUUCUGCUGCUUCUCCAGCUACUACUGCUGUCGCUGCUUCUGAUGACAAGUCGAAAGCUCCUGCUACCUCAUCUUCAGCUUCCAGCUCAACUGCUACUUCAGCUAAAUCUUCCUCUUCCUCUCAAGCUUCUUCGUCCGGUUCUUCCAGCGAAGACGUGAGCAGCUUUGCUUCUGGUGUUAAAGGUAUUACUUAUACCCCAUACGAAUCCAGUGGUGCUUGUAAAUCUGCCGAUGAGGUCGCUUCUGAUUUGGCUAAAUUGACUGACUUCCCAGUCCUCAGAUUAUACGGUACUGACUGUAACCAAGUUGAAAAUGUUUUCAAAGCCAAAGCUUCGAAUCAAAAAGUUUUCCUAGGUGUUUACUACGUUGACCAAAUUCAAGAUAGCGUUGACACCAUCAAGUCCGCUGUUGAAUCCUACGGUUCUUGGGACGAUGUUACCACUGUUUCCAUUGGUAACGAAUUGGUCAACAGUAACCAAGCCACCCCAUCUCAGGUUGGUCAAUACAUUGAAAGUGGUAGAUCAGCUUUGAAGGCUGCCGGUUAUUCAGGUCCAGUUGUUUCUGUUGACACCUUCAUUUCUGUGAUAAACAACCCAGAAUUAUGUGAUUACUCUGACUACAUGGCCGUCAACGCCCAUGCUUACUUUGACAAGAAUACUGUUGCUCAAGACUCUGGUAAAUGGUUGUUAGAACAAAUCCAAAGAGUUUGGACUGCUUGUGAUGGUAAGAAGAAUGUUAUCAUCACUGAAUCUGGAUGGCCAUCAAAGGGUGAAACCUACGGUGUUGCUGUACCAUCUAAGGAAAACCAAAAGGACGCUGUUUCCGCCAUCACUAGCUCCUGUGGUUCCGACACUUUCUUGUUUACUGCUUUCAACGACUACUGGAAGGCUGACGGCGCUUACGGAGUUGAAAAAUACUGGGGUGUUCUAUCCAAUGAAUAG
This is a messenger RNA of Saccharomyces mikatae IFO 1815, 1167 nucleotides long. It is a transcript of the gene SCW4, whose product is annotated as putative family 17 glucosidase. Lineage: Eukaryota; Fungi; Ascomycota; Saccharomycetes; Saccharomycetales; Saccharomycetaceae. Gene Ontology annotation, cellular component: fungal-type cell wall; extracellular region; cell surface. The transcript has a single exon. The record is from RefSeq and is a predicted model, not a curated record. Gene Ontology annotation, biological process: carbohydrate metabolic process; cell wall organization. Bases 1 to 1167 code for a protein of 388 amino acids. Gene Ontology annotation, molecular function: 1,3-beta-glucanosyltransferase activity; glucan endo-1,3-beta-D-glucosidase activity.